Xyrauchen texanus (razorback sucker) is the source of this 5891-nucleotide messenger RNA. RefSeq names its product nuclear envelope pore membrane protein POM 121-like. Gene Ontology annotation, cellular component: nuclear pore. The transcript has 13 exons. The record is from RefSeq and is a predicted model, not a curated record. Lineage: Eukaryota; Metazoa; Chordata; Actinopteri; Cypriniformes; Catostomidae. Gene Ontology annotation, molecular function: structural constituent of nuclear pore. The coding region runs from base 15 to 3500 and encodes 1161 amino acids. Gene Ontology annotation, biological process: protein import into nucleus; RNA export from nucleus.
GGCGCGGUGCCGUCAUGUCUCCUGAAGAUAAACGGCGGCUACUCGUUAUUUGCGCUGCUGUAUUCUUUCUCUUCCUCCUUUUACUCGUUUUGAGCUAUAUACCAGCUUACUUGUACAUACUUUUUAUCUCUGUCGUUUCUUGUGUCGUUUAUUUUCACAAAGCAGAGGAGUUGCAACUCUUCGAAAGACUAGGCCUUAAUCCCCGACGUGGACUGAGCGUUCCGCCAGCUCUGCUGCGCUGGUUACCGGGCAGUACUUUGAGCGGAGUCACGGCCGCCGGCAGAAACAAGAUUCGUAAAAGUGAUGCGCGUAAUUCCUUCGCGUCACCCAGCGAAAGACAUUUUGUGGGCUUGUAUUAUAGAAGAGACAAUACGCUCAGUGACUCGGUGUUUAGCCCUCGGGAUAUACUCAUGGGAAGUUACCUCGCCAAGGCUGGAGAAAGUCCCUCCGCAGCGGCGAGGCCCGCUGGAGGCUCCGGGACUUUAAUUCACCCCAGAGAUCAGCUCCGGGAGAGACUCGCACGACCGAAUCAUGCCGUGCACACCCCUAACAGAAGGCUGUCAUUCGGGGACCCUGUGGGUGCAGUAAACCGGUUUAACAUCACCCCCCACAGAUAUUACCCCCUUCAGCAGUCUGGGACCUCUCCCAUUGGAGUAAUGCCACCUGCAAAAUGGGAUGAGUUCCGAAAGAAGAACAUCCUCACCCAACGCAAUUCCCCAACCAUUCACAGCCCGGUCACAGUGAAGAUCGCCAAGCCAGACCCCACUCGUUCAUCAUUUUUCAAUCACCUGAACUCCCCUGGGGCUGUCACGUCCCCUGGGAUUGGAGCACAGGCAGACCCCUGCUCCAGAGAGACUGUUCUGAGCGUGCUCAGAGAGAGCAGGAAGAGGGAGGUGGACGAAGAGGACAAGAGUGCUUCCUCUGGGCAGAAGAGCAAAAGGAGGCGUCAUGACAGCAGUGGAAGUUCUCAGUCUGCUUUUGAGCCACUUCUUGCAAAUGGAGCUCUUUCUCAGCUCGUGCCGAAGCCUGGCAAUCUGAAAAGAGGGAUGAAUUCCUCCCUCAUAGAAGAAUCUACUAUGAAGAGAUCUCGUACCUCCUCUAUCAGCUCUGUGAGUGGUACUCCUAUUCCCAGUGGAGUGCCUGGAUCUGUCCGUAAUCCUAUUCGCAGUUCCUAUAGUUCAUCACAGUUUUACCCACAGAGAAGAGAAGCAUCCAGUCUCAGUUUGUCUCCUUUCACAAGCCCUAGAGGAUCUCGCUGCCAGACUCCGGAAAGAGCUGCUAAGAAAGCAAGGGAGGAUGAUGCUACUUCACCAAGGUCCACAUCCUUUACAAAAACUGAUAAGGUGGAAACUGACCCUGCUCCAGCUGCAGCAAAACUCACUCCAAAAUCUGAGGCACCUGUUGCGAUAUCAACAUCUAACUCUGGUGGCAGCGGUGGCAAACGCAAGCGCAAAAUCCAGCUGGUCACCGCAAACAGAGCAGAUCAGAUUUCUUUUCCACCACCACCUGAAUUUGGCUACACCAUCACAGUAAAAGAUUUGGACAUGGAGAAGAAAGCAGCUCUCAGUCAGAUACAGAAGGUUCUGGAGGACCCUGAACCAGAGAUGCCGCCUCCAGUGACUAAACCUGCCCAAGCUCCUGCUCCCUCUCUUACCCUUUUCUCUCAUUCAGCUCCAACCUCCUCAUCUGAAACUGCACCGGCUUCAAGUGCUGCUCCCUCUCUGGUUUCUCUCUCCACACCUAUAUCUGAGACAACACCAGCCACUACUACAACCCCAGCUCUAACCAUUGAUCUCACUGUCACUGCACUCUGCACAGCCAGCACUGCACCCCUGAUUCUUACCUCAGCCCCCUCAAUCACAACCACCCCACCUGCCCCGGCCUCCAGCAUUUCGAACCCUCUGCUGGAGUCUUUGAAAAGCAUGAGGAAUAAUCCGCUUCUCAGUGCUCCUUCUCUACUGGGCACUACAACUGCAGCUCCAGCAGUCUCCGUUGCCUGUUCUUCUUCACCUGCUGCUUCCACAAACCCCAGCAGUGCAGUUGUCAAAUCAGAGUCAGGCCCUCCAGCUCUACAGCCCUCACUCCUUCCAACCCUGUCCUCCAUAUCAACACCUGUCUCUAAGCCAGCCACCUCCAUGCCCUCUGCCUUCGCUCAGAUCCUGGCUCGACCUCUUCAAUCUAGCUCCCCAUCGCUGGGUGGAGUAAGCAGUCAAUUCAGCCUGAUCAAACCUGUGGCCACACCUGCAUCUGAGCCACCUACAUCUAUAACUGCUGCACCUAGUGUUUUGGCAAACAGCAUCAGCAACCCGCUCUCAUCUGGAUUUAAGCCAAUUUUCAGUGCAGCCCCAGCCUCCACGGCGGAAGUCAAACCCACACAGCCCACAUUCAAGCCUUUAUUUGGCAGUACCCUCGGGCAAACAGCCACACCAACAACAUCAACCCCUGCAGCUACACAGAACAGUAGCAUGUUAUUUGGUGGAUUAACUAGUUCUCAUCCAGCUACAGUGUCUGUCACUCCGUCUGCUACCCCUGCGACACAAGCUCCGGCCCCAUCUCUGUUUGGAAGCUGGAAUACAACAACCACAUCUGCUCCUGCCUCAAACACAACGUUCCAUUUUGGAGCCACAUCAACUAUGACAUCUGCCCCUACGUUGAAUACCAGUACCACCAGCGCUGGUGGUACCACUUCUGCUUUUCAGUUUGGUACAGCAAAACCUGCACCCACCGCACAGACACAAAGCACGUUCACAUUUGGCCAGCAGUCCAAAAACCAGAACUCCACCUCCAUGCCAUUUGGUGGGUUUGGGUUGACCAACAGUACCACCACAACAUCGGAGACACCCACAACACAAACUGCUUUUGGAAGCUCUACCUUCACAACAUCAUCCUUCCCUGGGGCCACACAACAGGUCCCUGGUGCUCCAAAACCCUUUACGUUUGGGUCCAGCAAGGGCAACACUGGUGCAGCACCAUUCAACUUUGGAGCAACAACAGCAGCACCUGCAUUUGGUGGAGCGUCGUCUUCCGGCUUCUCUUUUGGAAAUACCACCACCCCUUCAGUGGCUCCUGCUUUUGGGGCCUCUACACAGACUACGGCCCCUCUCGCUGUCCCAGCUCCUGCAUUCAACUUCGGAGGGACCUCGACAGCCAUUCAGAACCCUGCACCAAGCACUCCAGCGCCUCCUGCUUCUGGAGGGUUUAACUUCGGGGCAUCACUGUCUGUAACGGCAUUUGGAACCCCUACACCUGCAGCUCAGACGCCAGGGUUUUCCUUUGGAGCCAACAACACUGACAACAAGCCUGCUUUUGGAACAUCAACUCCUGCUUUUGGCCAGGGAUCUGGAGGUAUGUCAAUGCCAUUCUGCAGUCCUGGAACCCCAGGAUUUGGUGCAAUGGGUGCUUCACCAUUCGGCGCUUCACCAGCCGCCUUCUCCAUUGGAACAGGCUCAAAGGCUCCACGCCGAUUACAAACACGCAGGCAGCACCCAAGGAAGAAGUAAUGUGACUGAUCUGAGACCUGUCCCUUCGACCUAAAUCAUCGUUGUCUGGAAUCCGUUACUACUCCUUCGGCUCUCCCUUCUGCCCCAGUCGCUGCUUGUGCUGCUAGUCCAAACGAGACAAGGCUCUCAGUCAGACUUGUAGGACUAAACUCAACUCUCCAACUCUCCAACCCUCCAGACUGCCAGUGCUGGUCCAAUGUGUAGGAUCAAGGCUCAUGGAGAUUUUAGAGUACUUGGCUGCCCCAUCCCUGCUGUUGGGUGCUGCCACUGAAACUCAUCACAUCCUCGUUAAUGGAGUUGCUAUUGGAACAGGAUGUUUUGUGUUGGGGAAAGAUGCUAAACAGGAGCUGUGUAUUAUACUUGAAGAAAUGAGAAUAGCAGACUUUCAAUCCUGGACUUAAACAAAAAUUGUGGUCCAGGCCUGGUGAAGAAAUUGAUUUUAGUUUUUUUGGUUAGUUGACUAAGUAAUCAGAUGCACGUUAUUUUAGAUCAAGUGGAUUUUUUUUUUUUCUUUAUUUUUCUCGCAGUUACAUUUGUCAUGCUUUUGAUCAGUACUAGAGUUUUCUAAAGAUCCGUUCGUGUAAGCCUUUAAAAGUGAAACCUUUACCUGUUUCAUGUAUGAAAUGAAAAUAUUUUUUUGCCAGAAUGAUUGGAUUGAGGUGCAUAAUAAACAGAAUAAUUUUUCAGCACUUUUUCUGCAUGUUCCUUUAGGAGAAGCACCGGUUAUGGAAAUAUCCUGUCCAUUUUCUGACUUAUUAUAUUUCAUACAUUGGACUUGUCUGUUUAAAACCAAAGCUGAUGUUUCAGUGCUACAUGCUCCCUUUGUAUCAUAAUCUUUGAAAAAGUUUUACUAUAGUCUUUGUUUUUUUGGUUUGUUUAUUUUUUCAGUUUGAAGCCUCAUUUAAAUAACUAACUACACUGAGAGUAAUUCAAAUCGGCACUUAUACAUUGAAGCAAAACCAUUUUAUAACAGUUGCAUCUGCCGUCAGUUUGUAUUUGGCUGUCAGGCUCUCCACACUGUAGCCAUAAUGGUCAAAACCCAUUUAUUUUAUCUUUCCUCCAGUUAUUUAUACUUUUCAUUGCUCUGUGUGCCUUAGUGUGUUUUGCUUCUGGUUACCUUUUAAGAAUGAUGUCGGAUUUGUUCUUGGUGACAUGGAUGCCUGUUCUUUCAUAAUGAUGUGUAAGACUUAUUGUCGAGGAAUAUGAUCUCAUUACUACUUAUUUUUGAUAAUUGACUUGAGAGUUUUGGUCCAAUUUCAAACUGGCCUCCUCACUGUAUAGAAGGGCAUCUUUUGUGAAAAUGUGCAUAUAUGCUUUGAAAAGAAUGUAUAAUUGACUGUGGGUGAUCAACAUCAAGUGCAAAAAAAAAAACUAUACAAAUUAAAAAUUGCCCCCAGAAUUGUGUACAUUUCAGGAGAAUCGAGAAUGCUGCUUUGUGCAUGGUUGAAUGUUACUAUGGUUUAAAAGUUUCAUUCACAAAUUUGGUUUAACCUAGAGGCCUAAAAUGUUAUUUGUAUUUAACAUUUUCUUUAUUUUUUUGUUUGACUAUUUUGCAUGUACAUUGUGUAUGAACCAUUCCUGGCUCUGUGUGAAUCCUAUGGUUUGUGCAUGCUUGUGAUGUGUUUUUAAAAUACCAAGAUCAACCUAUGAUUGAAAUGGCAGAAUGUUAUUAAAAAUGGAGUCAAGAUGUUAUGUUGACCAACGGCACCCUUAGAAUUUAAGUCUUAACAUAUUCUCAGGUCUGUUCAGUGAAAGUAGAAAAGAGCUAUGUCGUAUGAUGAAUUUGGUAAUUUUCAGUUUUCAAUGUGUUAUCAAAAAAACACUGGAUUUAAUUAGUACUACAAUGCACAAGUAUUGAAAGCACAAGUGCCAUUCAUUCUAAACAUGUUUGUUGUAUUUUUUUUUUACCCCCUAAUAUUCUUCUGACCUGGUAAUCACAUUAAUGGACAUAACUGGGGACUGCAAGUAUUUCUACUUUUUUUUAAUAUCUACAAUGAUGUAGCCAUCUGUCCCCAAUGCAUAACAUUCCUUGUGUGGGUCUUAACUUGUGUAUUGCUAUUUUUUUAUUUUUUAAGUUUCCUUGCUCCCAGAAUAAUGGGAAGGUGGCAGAGGACCAGGCAUUUUUAUUAGGAAGUCCUACCAAAUGAAAACAAAAUUUGCGAGACAUGUAGACUGUUGCAAAAUUGAGAUGUGUGGUUAGAUGGGUGCUGGAUUUCUCAAGCUAUGAAUGCUUGAAAGCUGUUGUAUGUGUUUUUGUUGUAAGUGGAUGCUCACAGUUUGUGUAACCCUCAAAGAGUGAAUGGAGUUUUGAAUGUGGCAGCACAUGGAUUGUGUUCCAUGUCUGCUUAAAUGCUCUGAUAAUGACAUGCUGGUUUUGAAUAAAAAUUUAAA